This is a messenger RNA of Neltuma alba, 887 nucleotides long. Its product is annotated as wound-induced protein 1-like. The coding region runs from base 176 to 715 and encodes 179 amino acids. Lineage: Eukaryota; Viridiplantae; Streptophyta; Magnoliopsida; Fabales; Fabaceae. The transcript has a single exon. The record is from RefSeq and is a predicted model, not a curated record.
UGAGUCUAGAAUCAUGCUUGCUUAGCCUCUAGUAUAUUUCUCUGACUAUUUUCUUUUAAUAACCAGCCACACUAUGAUAAUAUUAUAUUAAAUAUUGCUAGAACCACCGUUCUUUUGGGGUGGGGGAGGAUUUCAUUGCGCUCAUUAUAUAAAGAGACCAAACUCUCCAACAUGCAUGUACAAUUCAGUCUCUCUUCACUACUCUAGCUCAUUGGGCCUUACAGGGUACAUGACCUGCGACGAGAUCUCGCCGGAGAACUCCGGUGGGCCGACUGUGGCGGUGGAGGUGGAAAACAAGAACAGAAAGGCAGUGAAGAUGCUGUAUAAAGCAUUGCGUCACGGGGACAGAGAGAAGGUCACGAAGCUGGUAGCACCCAACUUGGAGUGGUGGUAUCAUGGCCUUCCCAACUUCCAUUACAUGAUGAAGAUGUUGACCGGGGAGUCAAUGCAGUCGGCGUUCAAAUUCAGGCCCAGGAGAAUCAGGACCGUGGGGGAGCGCGUGAUCGUGGAAGGAUGGGAAGAGGCGGCGGGGGCGUACUGGGUGCACGUGUGGGGACUCAAGCAGGGGAUUAUAACUCAGUUUCGGGAGUACUUCAACACGCUGCUUACUGUUGUGCUUCGCGUCUCAGAGAAUGGAAAAGAGGCCCGCCUUUGGCAAAGCAUGCCUCGGGCUCGCCUUAACGGGUCCUUACCCGAUCUCGUGCUCGUUGUCUGAAUUCUGAUCCAACCAUAUAUAUAUAUAUAUAUAUAUGGUCGUUUAGUGGCUAGGUCCUGUGAUUGGGAUGUAAUACAGGAAGCAAUUACUAUAAUAGCUAUCUCUUGUAUCUGCGAUACCAUGUGUCUCUGUAUUUCACCAUGCUUGUUAUAUAUAAGAUCGAUCUGUGAUA